CGGGCGGGCUUCCGCUGUCCCGGGCCUUUGUCGCGGGUCGGCCACCUUGGGUCUGCGCCCGGCCGUGUUCUUACCUGGAUUCGGGGCUUUGGGUCCUGGGCUCGGUGGCCUGGGCCACAGGGCUGCCGCCACGGCAAUGUCACACUCUACUGUCAAGAUGGACCUGAACUCACUGUAAAGCAAAGGCUUGCCUGAUGCUUACAGCAAUCCUCUGAUCUCUGUCUUCCAAGCACUGAGAUUUCUACACAUGAGCCACCAAUCUUCAGCUAUGUGUCUUUUUAAAAAUGUUUUCUUCAUCUUAUCAGUCUGUGUCUCUCUGCCUUCUGUGGCCUGUGUGUAAGACAGUAAAAACCACUGUGUAGCUCUGGUUUGGGGAGGUAUUCUUUCCUGACUGAGACCCCACCCAGGUGGAUGGUUAACACUGGAGGCAGAAUACCAGUUGCAGCUAUGCCCAGAGGUCUCGCUUCUUCCUGCCUCCUUCCAUCUCUCUCUGGGUCUUCUGCCAUCAGUUCUCUGUUAAGAUGGAAACUUGAACUUUUCCAGAAUUCUCUCUGAAACUUUGCUGCUGUGGGAUCAAGAGAGGACACUUUAUACCCCAGGAUCUAGAAAUGGAGUUGGUGUCAUUUGAAGAUGUAGCUGUGGACUUCUCCUGGCAAGAAUGGCAGUACCUUGAUAUUGCUCAGAAAACCCUUUAUAGGGAUGUGAUGCUAGAAAACUACAACAGCCUGGUGUGCUUGGGGCACUGUAUGAGCAAACCAGAGUUGAUCUUCAAGUUAGAGCAAGGAUAUGCACCAUGGAGUGUAUCAGAAAGCUCAGCUCAGAGGCAUCCAGCAAAAUUAAAACUUCAAGUGAGAAUCUUCUACACAAAGCCUCAUGAAUGUAAACAACUCCAGAAAGCUCUCUAUCACAAGUUACAUCCCACUCAUCAGAAUGCUCAUACGUGUGAGAAACCAUAUGAAUGUGAUGGGUGUGAGAAAUCUGUCUUCUGGAAGUCACAACUCACUCUUCACCAGAGAACUCAUACAGUUCGGAAGCCAUAUGGCUGUGGGGAUGCUUUUCUGAAGAAGACACAUUUCACCAUUCAUCAGAGAACACAUACAGAUGAGAGGCCACCUGAAUGUAAUGAAUGUGAGAAUACUUAUCUGAAGAAGUCAAGUCUCACUAAUCAUCAGAGAACUUAUUUGGGUGACAAACUGUAUGAAUGCAAUGAAUAUGGGAAUGCUGUCUUCUCUAAGUCACAACUAAGUGUGCAUCAGAAAACUUACACAGUUGAGAAGCCAUAUGCUUUUAAUAGAUGUGAGAAAACUUUCUUCCAGAAGUCACAGCUGACCAUUCAUCAGAGAACACAUAUAGCUGAAAAACCUUAUGAGUGUAAUGAAUGUGGGAAAGCUUUCUCUCAUAAUUCACAACUCAACAUUCAUCAGACAACACAUACAGGUGAGAAACUAUAUGAAUGUAAUAAAUUUCAGAAAAGUUUCUACCAGCAGUCAGACUUUACUGUGUAUCACAGAACUCAUAUGAGAGGGAGACCCUAUGAAUGUAAUGGAUGUGGGAAGACAUUCUUGACUAAGUCAUCCUUCACUAUACAUCAGAGAACCCACACAGGUGAGAAGCCAUAUCAAUGUAGUGAAUGUGGGAAAGCAUUUCAUAGGAAGGCAAAUCUCACUCUUCAUCAGAAAACUCAUACAGGUGAGAAACCAUAUGAAUGUAAUGAAUGUGGGAGAGGUUUCUUUUACAAGUCACAACUCACUGUACAUCAGAUAAUUCAUACAGGUGAGAAACCCUAUGAAUGUACUGAAUGUGGGAAAGGUUUCUCUCAGAAGUCAUACCUCGCCAUUCAUCAGAGAAUACAUACAGGUGAGAAACCAUAUGAAUGUAAUAAAUGUGAGAGAGCUUUCUCUCAUAAGUCACACUUCCUUAUUCAUCAGAGAACACAUACAGGUGAGAAACCAUAUGAAUGCAAUGAAUGUGGGAAAGCUUACUUCAACAAAUCAACACUUAAUGUGCAUCAGAAAACUCACACAGGUGAGAAACCAUAUAGAUGUAAUGAAUGUGAGAAAGCUUUCUCUCGUAAAUCACACCUCACCAUUCAUCAGAGAACACAUACAGGUGAGAAACCAUAUGGUUGUAAUGAAUGUGAGAAAGCUUUCUCUCAUAAAUCACACCUCACCAUUCAUCAAAGAACACAUACAGGUGAGAAGCCAUAUGAAUGUAAUGAAUGUGAAAAAGCUUUCUAUCAUAAGUCACACCUCACUACUCAUCAGAGGACACAUACAGGUGAGAAACCAUAUGAAUGUAAUGAAUGUGGGAAAGCUUUCUUCAACAAGUCAACACUUAGUGUGCAUCAGAAAACUCACACAGGUGAGAAACCAUACAAAUGUAAUGAAUGUGAGAAAGCUUUCUCUCGUAAGUCACACCUCACCAUUCAUCAGAGAACACAUACAGGUGAGAAACCAUAUGAAUGUAAUGAAUGUGAGAAAGGUUUCUCUUGUAAGUCACACCUCACCAUUCAUCAGAGAACACAUACAGGUGAGAAACCAUAUGGAUGUAAUGAAUGUGAGAAAGGUUUCUCUCGUAAGUCACAACUCACCAUUCAUCAGAGAACUCAUGCAGGUGAGAAACCAUAUGGAUGUAAUGAAUGUGAGAAAGGUUUCUCUUGUAAGUCACACCUCACCAUUCAUCAGAGAACACAUACAGGUGAGAAACCAUAUGGAUGUAAUGAAUGUGAGAAAGGUUUCUCUCGUAAGUCACAUCUAACCAUUCACCAGAGAACACAUACAGGUGAGAAACCAUAUAAAUGUAAUUAAUGUGAGGAAACUUUCUUCCAUAAGUCACAACUCAUCAUCAGUGAAGACAUACAGGUGAGAAACUAUCAAUAUGAGUGUAAGAGAGCUUUCUUUUACAAGUUGCAAUGCACUUCACAUCAGAAAAUUUACACAAGUGCAAAAACAUAUGCAUGCAAUUGAUGUGAGAAAUCUUUCUUCUGGAAAUCACACCUCACCAUUUACGAAAGAACACAUUUGGGUGAGAAAUCAUAGGAAUGUAAUGAAUGUGGGAACACUUUCAGCCAGAAGUCAACCUUCACUAUUCAUCAGAGAAUUCUCAUAAGUGAGAAGCCAUAUGAAUGUAAUGAGUGUUUGGAAAGCUUUCUUCUUCAAGUCACUACUCACUAUACAUCAGAGAAUUUACACAGUUGGGAAGCUGAAUAAAUGUGUAAAAGCUCCUUUGUGGAAGUCACACUUUAUCAUUCAUCAGAAAACACAUAGAGUUUGGAAGCCAUAUUAAUGUAAUGAAUGUGAAAAGGCUUUCUUCUGGAUGUGAAACUUCAUUAUACACCACAGAAUCCAUACAGAUGAUAACCUGUAAGAAUGUAUUUAAUGUAGCAAAACUUUCUUCAAGUCACUUCACUUUCUUCAAGCUCACUAUGCAUUAGGAACUCCUUCAGUUAAGUGUGUAUAUAUAUAUAUGUAAUAAAACAAAAGAAGGUUAUUGGAAACUGUUGUUUAGGAGCCCUGUGAGUGUAAGGAAUGCAAAGGAGAAUUUCACUGAGAGUCAUACGUCACUGUAUGUGUGAGAACUCAUACAUGUGAGAUAUGUUUCAAAUAAAGAACAAGUUUUCUUCCUGCAAUUUAGACUUUAAUUUAUAUGAUGACAAUAAAAUCAUUAAACCUAA
This is a messenger RNA of Jaculus jaculus (lesser Egyptian jerboa), 3673 nucleotides long. RefSeq names its product zinc finger protein 717-like. The transcript has 6 exons. Bases 609 to 2807 code for a protein of 732 amino acids. Gene Ontology annotation, molecular function: RNA polymerase II cis-regulatory region sequence-specific DNA binding; DNA-binding transcription factor activity. Gene Ontology annotation, biological process: regulation of transcription by RNA polymerase II. NCBI's taxonomy places the organism in Eukaryota, Metazoa, Chordata, Mammalia, Rodentia, Dipodidae. The record is from RefSeq and is a predicted model, not a curated record.